AUGCCCUUGUCAAACCAAACCGAGCCUAACAUUCCCAUCGUGGAUUUCAAGCACUGGGACGAGAGACAUGGGCGUCAGCAGAUAGCUCAAAGUCUUGUCGACGGGUGUCGUGAUGUCGGCUUCGUAAACAUCAUCAACCACGGUAUAUCAGAAGCAGAAAUACAAGAAGCCUUCGACUGGACCAAGAGACUCUUUGACCUGACGCACGAAGAGAAGAUGCGUGCGCCUCAUCCACCGGGUCCAGACGUACAUCGUGGAUACUCAUAUCCAGGACUCGAGAAAGUCUCGCAGGUGUACGGUGUAGAUGCUGAUAGGGAACACGUCGGAAAAGCGCUGAGGGAAGUGAAAGAUUGCAAGGAAAGCUACGAGAUUGGCAGUGAAGACAACUCCUUCAUGCCAAACGUGUGGCUACCAGAAGAUGUCUUGCCUGGCUUUCGUGAUUUCGGCCUCUCAUUCUACUGGAAGUGUAACACAGUAGCUCAGAAGAUCCUCACGGCUCUUGCCACUGGUCUUCAACUGGACAGUGCUGACACGCUGACACAAGUGCACUCUGGCGACUACAAUCAAUUACGUCUGCUCCAUUAUCCGCCGAUCAAAGCAGAGGAGCUAGAGAAGCAGACAUCGGCAAGAAUGCCAGCACACUCGGAUUGGGGCUCGAUCACACUGCUCUUUCAGGAUGACUGUGGUGGUCUUCAGGUAGAAGACCCUCGCGAGAAAGGUCGGUUCAUAGAUGCUACCCCAAUCAAGAAUGGGCUCAUCAUGAACGUCGGCGAUAUGUUGAUGAGGUGGAGCAAUGCGGUAGACUACCUCAAGUCGACAUUGCAUCGCGUGACCUUGCCGCCUCUGUCUGACAGAUUCGAAGGGAAAGACAGGUUGACGCGCGAGAGAUACUCCAUCCCAUACUUCUUGACACCAGACAUGAAUACCGUGGUACAAUGUAUGGAGGCGUGCAAGAGAUUGACGGGAGCUCCCAAGUACGAGCCGGUCAAGGCAGGCGAGUAUCUUCAGAUGAGGGCCAAGCUGCAGUAUGAAGCAUGA
Molecule: messenger RNA, 1038 nt
Organism: Aureobasidium subglaciale EXF-2481
Lineage: Eukaryota; Fungi; Ascomycota; Dothideomycetes; Dothideales; Saccotheciaceae
Exons: 3
Coding region: 1-1038 (345 amino acids)
Molecular function (GO): dioxygenase activity
Source: RefSeq, a predicted model, not a curated record